CACAAAAGCCCAAGCCGGCCUCUCCGCUUCCCUGUUCGGCCGCUGCAAGCCUCCCAUCCGAUUGAAACUCGUAUACCCAUCACAAAACCCAAGCCUUUGUCUAGGCUUCCUUGUGCGGCCGCUCCAAGCCUCCCAGCCGAUUGAAGCCGCUGAGGGCGGAAAGACGGGAAAACCGGGGUAAAACAUAGGAAAAAUCAACGAAAGGAAAAAAGAAAUCGAAAGUGAUUUCUAUCAGCGAACUUCAAUCCCCUCCGCCGCCGACUUCCCCACCACCACCGCCGGCAGCCAUGAAGCUCGACGUAGACGCCCUGAGGUACCUCUCCAAGGACGAUUUUAGGGUUCUUACGGCCGUUGAGAUGGGCAUGAGAAACCAUGAGAUCGUUCCUGCGGAGCUUGUCGACCGGAUUGCCAGCCUCAAGCAUGGAGGCACUUAUAAGGUGCUGAAGAAUUUGCUGAAACACAAGCUGGUACAUCACGAUAGUUCCAAAUAUGAUGGAUUCCGGCUAACCUAUCUUGGAUACGAUUUUCUUGCGAUCAAAACACUGGUGAACCGUGGAGUGUUUACUGCUGUAGGACGCCAAAUUGGUGUUGGGAAGGAGUCGGAUAUAUUUGAGGUUGCUACAGAAGAUGGGACGGUUCUGGCCAUGAAGCUGCAUAGGUUGGGUAGGAUCUCUUUCAGGGCAGUGAAAUCUAAGAGAGACUAUUUGAUGCAUCGGAGCAAUUAUAACUGGCUCUACUUGUCACGGCUUGCUGCGCUCAAGGAAUAUGCUUUUAUGAAGGCUUUAGGAGAGCAUGGAUUUCCUGUUCCGGAUGCUGUGGACUGUAAUCGUCAUUGUGUCGUCAUGUCUCUUGUCCAAGGCUAUCCACUUGUUCAAGUGAAGCAGUUGCAACACCCAGAUGAAGUUUUCGAAACAAUUAUUGGUCUCGUUGUUCAUCUAGCAGAGCAUGGUCUUAUCCAUUGUGACUUCAAUGAAUUUAACAUCAUGAUCGACGAUGACGAAAGGGUCACCAUGAUUGAUUUCCCUCAGAUGGUAUCGGUUUCUCAUCGCAAUGCACAGAUGUACUUUGAUCGUGAUGUUGAGUGCAUCUACAAGUUCUUUAGCAAGAGUUCGUUGAAGGAGCUGGGCAAAAGGAUACUCUGAGCUCUGAUGGUGAAGAGCUUGCAGAGGAAGAGGAAACCAGUAAUGAAGUCAAUGAUGCUGUAGCUACAAAGUUAAAUUCCUUGCAUUUAGCAGAUCAGCAUGAAUUAUCAGAGAGCUGUGGUGACAAGGCUGCUGCAGAAAUUCUUUGUCAUUCUCCUAAAUUAAUUGAUACAAAGAAAGCUGAAAUUUUCCAUGCAAGAGAGCAUGCGAUAAGUGUGAGUUACAAUGAUAGCAAAAGAUCAGAGGAUUCUGUUUUAUGUAAUGCCAGCAUAAGUAACGAGGAUGAAACUUUGCCGUCAGGAGAGAAGGAGGAUAGUGAUGAGGCAGAUGAAAGUGAUCCUGUACUGAUGAAGCGCCUGAACAAGCAGAGGAAGCGGGCCAUAUCAGCUGCUCAGGGUGGGCGGAAGGCUUUGGCUUCAAGAAAUUCCUACAAGGACAAGGGUGGCAAGACUUCCCACAAUUCAAAAAUCCAGAGGCAAGCAUGCAAGUGGUAACAUAUGGUUUUUGAUGAACCUCAGAUGAGUCGGAGUAGAAUACCAGCAGAGUGGAUUAACCAUGGCAUCAUGAUAUAGCAGGAAUUUGUAGGGUUAGGACUUGCACCAAGGUAUCACUUAAGAGUCCCUACAGCAGGAAUCUCCUGCAUUUUUUGUAAAGAUGCAAAUAUUAAACUAUACAUAAAAAUUUUUCUUAGUAGUGGAGGGAAUGUAUAAUGUUCAGCUUUGGGGUUUGUACCAUCUAUCAGACCUAGGAAAAACAAAUAAAAAACCUUAAACAUUUUCUGUUUGGGGAUCGUUUUAAGUAAUUUGUUUAUUUAUUUUCA
This is a messenger RNA of Elaeis guineensis (African oil palm), 1962 nucleotides long. The record is from RefSeq and is a predicted model, not a curated record. NCBI's taxonomy places the organism in Eukaryota, Viridiplantae, Streptophyta, Magnoliopsida, Arecales, Arecaceae.